This is a messenger RNA of Laccaria bicolor S238N-H82, 156 nucleotides long. RefSeq lists its product as uncharacterized. Gene Ontology annotation, biological process: anatomical structure morphogenesis; cell differentiation; negative regulation of transcription by RNA polymerase II. The record is from RefSeq and is a predicted model, not a curated record. The annotation marks the transcript as partial. The transcript has a single exon. Lineage: Eukaryota; Fungi; Basidiomycota; Agaricomycetes; Agaricales; Hydnangiaceae. Gene Ontology annotation, molecular function: DNA-binding transcription factor activity, RNA polymerase II-specific; RNA polymerase II cis-regulatory region sequence-specific DNA binding.
GAUCUUUCAAAGACGAUCAGCCAGCAGUGGAAGAGCUUGACUGCCGAGGAGCGGCAGUACUGGGAAGGUUUGGCGAAGGAGAAGAAGAAGGAGCACGAGCAGAUGUACCCCAACUACGUCUAUCGUCCACAGCGCGCCAAGGACAAGGAUGGCCGG